AUGGCACCUCCAGCGCCGGAAAUCUCAGUCUCCGACCUUACGUACACCUUUCCUGACUACUCCACUGGUGUGAACAACAUUACUCUCAAUGUGCCGCCACGCUCACGUACGCUGCUGAUCGGUGCCAACGGCGCCGGCAAGACGACGCUGCUCCGGCUGCUGGCCGGCAAGCGGCUCGCGCCCGGCGGCAGCAUCAGCGUCUCGGGCGCGGACCCGUUCAAGGACGGCCUCGAGGGCGUCACCUACCUGGGCCUGGAGUGGGUGCUGAACCCCAUUGUGCGGACCGACAUUGGCGUCAACGAGCUGCUGCGGUCCGUCGGCGGCGACGCGUACCCGGAGCGGCGCGACGAGCUCAUCGGCGUGCUCGACAUUGACACCGAGUGGCGCAUGCACGCCGUGUCCGACGGCGAGCGGCGCCGCGUGCAGCUCGCCAUGGGCCUGAUUCGCCCCUGGACCGUGCUGCUGCUCGACGAGAUCACCGUCGACCUCGACGUGCUCAGCCGCGCCGAGUUCCUCGGCUGGCUCAAGCACGAGACCGACAUUCGCGAGUGCACCAUUGUCUACGCCACCCACAUCCUCGACAACCUUGCCGGCUGGCCUACCCACCUCGUCCACAUGCACCUGGGUACCGUCCGCGAGUGGGGUCCCGCCGAGCAAUUCCUCGGCGAUACCCAGGGCACGAGCACUGGCAACAGUCAGCUGGGCGAGCUCGUGCUGGGCUGGCUCAAGUCGGACUUGAAGAGUCGUGGCCCCAGGAACCACGCCAAGCUGGGCAAUGCCGGUAGAAGUUACAUCGUUGGUGGUUUCGGAGGCUACGGUGACGAGAGCACCGAGAAGAGCACAGAGACCAAUUGA
Messenger RNA from Pestalotiopsis fici W106-1, 855 nucleotides. Its product is annotated as ABC transporter ATP-binding protein C20G4.01. The record is from RefSeq and is a predicted model, not a curated record. Gene Ontology annotation, molecular function: ATP hydrolysis activity; ATP binding. Bases 1 to 855 code for a protein of 284 amino acids. The transcript has a single exon. Lineage: Eukaryota; Fungi; Ascomycota; Sordariomycetes; Amphisphaeriales; Sporocadaceae.